AAUACAUAUGAUAUUGCUCCGCUCCUAAAACCCUAGCCACUUUCCCUCAUAUAAAUUCCCCUAGUUUAGCCCCUUUCCGUUGUCUGUUGCAACUUACAAGCUCGGCCAUCAACCCUAUUAGCAUCCUUCGGCUUCUAGACCUACUCAGCUUUUAGCCAUGUCGAGGAGAAAGACAAGAGAGCCAAAGGAAGAGAAUGUUACACUUGGCCCAACUGUAAGGGAGGGAGAGCAUGUUUUCGGGGUGGCUCACAUUUUUGCUUCAUUUAAUGAUACCUUUAUUCAUGUGACUGAUUUGUCUGGGAGGGAAACCCUGGUCCGCAUUACUGGUGGUAUGAAGGUUAAAGCUGACAGGGAUGAAUCUUCACCAUAUGCUGCUAUGCUUGCUGCACAGGAUGUUUCACAGAGAUGCAAGGAACUUGGCAUUACUGCUCUUCACAUCAAGCUGCGUGCUACAGGAGGUAACAAAACUAAGACCCCUGGUCCAGGUGCUCAGUCUGCUCUGAGGGCAUUGGCUCGUUCUGGAAUGAAAAUUGGUCGCAUUGAGGACGUCACACCAAUUCCUACUGACAGCACCCGCAGAAAGGGUGGAAGAAGGGGUAGAAGGCUGUAAGCUGUCUCUCAUCAUAGCAGUUCCAUUAUGGGUGGUGGUGCUUUGAUUGCUUGGCGACCGUUCUUUUCAAUCCGGGAUGUUUUUGUAGUUUUUAUUAUCCUAUCAGGAGUUGUUGACUUUGAAUUUAUAUUUAAGCUUUGUAGAAACAUAAAGAUAUGAUGGAGUUUUGCUUGUGACUUUGAUGUUCUAAAUGAGGUCAUUACUUGUAUUGAAGUAAUAUUUUUUUUGA
Messenger RNA from Populus nigra (black poplar), 839 nucleotides. RefSeq names its product small ribosomal subunit protein uS11z. The coding region runs from base 158 to 610 and encodes 150 amino acids. Lineage: Eukaryota; Viridiplantae; Streptophyta; Magnoliopsida; Malpighiales; Salicaceae. Gene Ontology annotation, molecular function: structural constituent of ribosome; small ribosomal subunit rRNA binding; mRNA 5'-UTR binding. The record is from RefSeq and is a predicted model, not a curated record. Gene Ontology annotation, cellular component: ribosome; cytosolic small ribosomal subunit. The transcript is spliced from 6 exons. Gene Ontology annotation, biological process: translation; maturation of SSU-rRNA from tricistronic rRNA transcript (SSU-rRNA, 5.8S rRNA, LSU-rRNA); ribosomal small subunit assembly.